Messenger RNA from Cydia pomonella (codling moth), 1215 nucleotides. RefSeq lists its product as uncharacterized. The transcript has 3 exons. The record is from RefSeq and is a predicted model, not a curated record. Lineage: Eukaryota; Metazoa; Arthropoda; Insecta; Lepidoptera; Tortricidae. The coding region runs from base 1 to 1215 and encodes 404 amino acids. Gene Ontology annotation, molecular function: catalytic activity.
AUGCCGGAGGCUGAAGAACCACCACCGCACGACAUGGCAAGGCUGGUCAACUACUGUGAAGAGGCAGGGCUCGAGCUCAUCGUGGCCACCGACUCGAACGCGCAUCACCCCCUAUGGGGGAUGGAAGCAGGUAACGAGAGAGGUAAGAAGCUCGUCGAGUACCUAUUCACUACAAACCUCAACCUCCUUAACACAGGUUCAGAACCGACAUUUGUAAACAGACGCAGCAGGACAAUCAUUGACCUGACCCUAGCAACCGAAAAAGCAUCGAGACUAAUCUCGGGCUGGCAUGUAUCGAAGGAGGUAUCGUGCUCAGACCACAGGUGGAUUCGAUUUGACAUUCAGGUAGAAACACGAGCAGCAGUGCCCAGGCGGAACCCACGCAAGAUGAAUCGUGACCUUUACACGGUGCGAUUGUCUACAACAUUGAAACAGCUGGAGGGUCCCCUUAGAAUAGAAGGCACAGCGGGCAUAGAGGAACAGGUAAGCAUUCUCACGAGCACCAUUCUGGAUUGCUACCAUCAAGCAUGCCCCUUAUCGACCCCACCGACCAGAAGCAGAGGGAAAAACAACUGGUGGGGACCUGAGCUGGAGAGACUCAGGGGCAAGAUGAGGAGGCAACUGAACAGAGCUAUGAACACAGGCGCUGACGAGGACUGGGACAACUAUAAGUCCACCAAGGCCAAAUACAAAAAACGUCUCAGGUACAGAAGCACAAACUCUUGGCGCAAAUUCUGUACAGACAUCGAGACCACCACGCAGGCCAACAGGGUAAGGAAGGUCCUCUCCACCAACUCGACCAUAACCUUAGGAUCCCUGCGUAAGCCAGACAACUCUCUCACAAACUCACCGGAGGAGGCGGAACGGGUCCUAGUGCAAACGCACUUCCCGGACUGCGUGAUAUCGCACCCAGUAAGUUGGAACGAGAGGGAGACAACCACCCCGACGGAAGCGUUGACGCACGGGAGGAGACGCGCGGGGAACGGGCCCCGGCAGGCGCAGCCGCCCUCCCCUCUCACCGCCGCGGCGCUGCCCGGCAGAGACCCUACGAUCUUCAUCGCGCUCACGCGCAUGUUUUGCUAUCGAUUGUUUCCUACGUUUCGUGUUCCACGGGAUCGUCGCGAGUCCCGCAAGUACGUGCGCCAAGUACCUACGAGUAUCUUGGCGGCUGGGGACGCGUCACAGAUCACCUCCCCUAGAUGCUGUGCCCAUUGA